Messenger RNA from Centropristis striata (black sea bass), 10928 nucleotides. RefSeq names its product attractin (gene atrn). Gene Ontology annotation, cellular component: Golgi apparatus. Lineage: Eukaryota; Metazoa; Chordata; Actinopteri; Perciformes; Serranidae. Bases 289 to 4410 code for a protein of 1373 amino acids. Gene Ontology annotation, molecular function: protein binding. The transcript is spliced from 29 exons. The record is from RefSeq and is a predicted model, not a curated record.
UAAAGCCCUGCGCGCUUCGCCUCCCCCCGGUUGCGCAUUUCCGGUGCCAUAACGUCACUUCUGGAUGUCAAUAUGCGGCUUGGUGCGGCGCUGGGAAACGGAACCACUGGAAAGAUGUAAACCAAGUAACCAGCGAAGACCAGCCUCAGCGAAGACACUAAACGUUACGGCCAGGAAAACCGUGCCUACGCUCCGAUAAACGGAGCCACACUACCCGGCAGCUCGCUCAGUCGCUCCCCCCUGAAGCAGCGGAGCGCUUGCCUUUAAGCAGCCAUCUUUUGUGAGAGAAUGUACGGGGCGACGCGGCGGGCCUGCUCGGGCUCUGACCGGGGCCGGAGCCUGCUGAUGCUGACAACCGCGCUCCUGCUCUCGGUUGUCGGGCUGCUCUCCGGGCUGCCCGGCUUCACCGAGGCGAAGGAAUGCGACAAACCGUGUAUGAACGGCCAGUGCAACCCCGCUACUGGCAACUGUGUGUGCUUCCCCGGCUGGGUUGGGGACCAAUGCCAGCACUGCGGAGGGCGAUUCAGGUUGACUGGGCCCUCUGGCCAUUUGACUGACGGUCCAGGAAACUAUAAGUACAAGACCAAAUGCACCUGGCUGAUCGAGGGACAGCCCAACACCAUACUCCGUUUACGGUUUAACCACUUUGCCACUGAAUGCAGCUGGGACCACCUUUACGUGUACGACGGAGACUCGAUUUAUGCCCCCCUCCUCGCUGCCUUCAGUGGUCUGAUUGUUCCUGAGCGUUACGGGAACGAGACGGUUCCAGAGGUGGUGUCUCAGUCCGGCUACGCCCUGCUGCACUUCUUCAGUGAUGCUGCCUACAACCUGACUGGCUUCAACAUUUCCUAUAGGGUGAACACAUGUCCCAACAACUGCUCCGGCCGCGGUGAGUGCCGUGUGAGGAACUCCACCGGUUCGGUGUACUGUGACUGCGAAGACAACUGGAAGGGGGCUGCCUGUGACGUCCCCUACUGCAUGGCUGACUGUGGCUACCCUGAACGAGGCCACUGCCAGGGAAAGUCCUGCAUCUGCAAGACCGGAUGGCAAGGUCCAGACUGCUUCGUCUCAGUGCCUGCCAACUCCUCCUUCUGGAGCCGCGAGGAGUACACCGAGGCCGGGCUCGCUCGGGCUUCCCACAAGGCCGUGGUGGACCAGGGCAUCAUGUGGGUCAUUGGAGGCUACGUCUUCAACGCCUCCGACUACCACAUGGUCAAAGCGUAUAACCUCAGUAGCAAGACAUGGCUGACCCUCGACCCCUCCGUCCACACUGUCACGCCACGAUACGGACACUCACUGGCUCUUCAUGAGGGGAAGAUCUACAUGUACGGAGGAAAGAUCGACUCCACAGGAAACGUGUCCAGUCAGCUGUGGGUUUUCCACAUCCAGAACCAGACCUGGGUCCUCCUGAGUCCCCGGGCCAAGGAUCAGUAUGCCGUGGUGGGACACUCGGCCCACAUCGUGCCUCCGCUCCAGGAGGGGGCCAGUCCCAUCAUGCUGGUGAUGUUUGGACACUGUCCUCUAUACGGUUACAUCAGCAAGGUGCAGGAGUACGACAUCACCAAGAACACAUGGAACAUGGUUACUACAGACGGUGCACUGGUCCAAGGCGGCUACGGCCACAGCAGUGUUUUUGAUCCCAGCACCAGAGCCAUCUACAUCCACGGAGGCUACAAGGCCUUCAGCGCCAACAAGUACGGCCUAGCUGGAGACCUGUACAAGUUUGAUGUGGACAGGAGGAAAUGGACCAUUCUGAGAGACAGCGGCUUCUUCCGUUACCUCCACACUGCGGUGAUCGUGAGCGGGGCAAUGCUGGUGUUCGGAGGAAACACACACAACGACACGUCCAUGAGUCACGGCGCCAAGUGCUUCUCUUCCGACUUCCUGGCCUACAGUCUGGCGUGUGAUGAGUGGACAGUGCUGCCUCGACCAGACAUUUUCCAUGACGUCAAUCGCUUCGGACACUCGGCAGUCUUCAGUGACAGCGUGAUGUACGUGUUUGGCGGCUUCAACAGCCUGCUGCUCAGCGACGUCCUCAUGUACACCUCGCCCAGCUGCGCGGCCUUCUCCAGCAUGGCGUCCUGCAGCCAGGCCUGGCCGGGGAUCCACUGCGUCUGGAACAGCACCCAGGGGACCUGCCUGCCCUGGGAGAGCAACGGUAUCGGAGGCGAACAGCAGCAGCUUCCAGCCUCCUGUAACACACGAUCAUAUUCUGACAACGAGAGGUGUGACCAGUACACAGACUGCUACAGCUGCACUGCCAACACCAACGGCUGCCAGUGGUGUUCAGGCCAGUGUGUGUCUCUGGGAAGCAACUGCACCUCUGCCACAGGGGCCAUAGGAGAGUAUGACGUUUGCCCCAAAGACAACCCCUCAUACGUGUGCAACAAGAAAACCAGCUGCAAGAGCUGCGCUGUGGACCAGAACUGUCAGUGGGAACCUCGCAACCAGGAGUGCAUCUCACUGCCAGAAAACGUGUGCGGGGAGAGCUGGCAUCUGGUGGGCAACUCCUGUCUGAAGUUCAUCACCGCAAAGGACUCGUACGACAACGCCAAGCUGGCCUGCAGGAGCCACAACGCUGUCCUGGCCUCGCUGACCACACAGAAGAAGGUGGACUUUGUCCUGAAGGAGCUGCAGAUUAUGAGCGUGGUGUACAAGGCCACAGUGACGCCCUGGGUGGGUCUCAGGAAAAUCAACGUGUCUUACUGGUGCUGGGAGGACAUGUCGCCCUUCACCAACACCACCCUGCAGUGGCUGCCCGGCGAACCGAGUGAUGCCGGGUUCUGUGGCUACCUGGCUGAGCCGGCGUCCAGCGGACUGAAAGCACAAACCUGCAUCAACCCAGUUAACGGCAGCCUGUGUGAACGGCCAGCUAACCACAGUGCCAAGCAGUGCCGGACACCGUGUGCCAUGAGGACCACGUGCAGCGAAUGCACUAGCAGCAGCUCCGAGUGCAUGUGGUGCAGCAACAUGAAGCAAUGCGUCGACUCCAACGCCUACGUUGCCUCCUUCCCUUUUGGACAGUGUAUGGAGUGGUACACCAUGAACACGUGUCCACCGGAGAACUGCUCCGGCUACAGGACUUGUGGCCAGUGUCUGGAUCAGCCGGGCUGCGGGUGGUGCACCGACCCCAGCAACACGGGCAAAGGUCAGUGCAUCGAGGGCUCGUAUCGCGGGCCCUUCCAGACCUCGGUCCCGGCCCCGUCCACCCUCCCUGGCCUGCCCGCCAGCCCCCAGCCGGCCCUCAACGCCAGCAUGUGCCCCAACGAGGCCAAAUACAACUGGUCCUUCAUCCACUGCCCAGCCUGUCAGUGUAACGGUCACAGCCAGUGUGUCAACGAGAGCGUGUGCGAGAAGUGCGAGGACCUGACAACCGGCCGACACUGCGAGAGCUGCAUCUCCGGCUUCUACGGAGAUCCGACCAACGGGGGCAGCUGCCAGCCCUGCAAGUGUAACGGUCACGCCAGCAUGUGCAACCCGAACAACGGCAAGUGCUUCUGCACCACCAAAGGCAUCAAAGGAGAUCGCUGCCACCUGUGUGAAGUCGAGAAUCGUUACCAAGGCAACCCCCUCAAAGGAACAUGCUACUACACGCUCCUCAUCGACUACCAGUUCACCUUCAGCCUGUCGCAGGAGGACGACCGCUACUACACCGCCAUCAACUUCGUGGCCACACCUGAGGAGCCAAACCGGGAUCUCGACAUGUUCAUAAAUGCCUCAAAGAACUUCAACCUGAACAUAACCUGGGCCACGAGCUUCACCGCCGGCACCCAGACCGGGGAGGAGAUCCCCAUCGUCUCUCGGAGCAACAUCAAAGAGUUCAAAGACAGCUUCUCCAACGAGAACUUUGAUUUCCGCAACAGCCCGAACAUCACCUUCUUUGUCUAUGUCAGCAACUUCACGUGGCCCAUUAAGAUUCAAAUCGCCUUCUCGCAGCACAGUAACUUCAUGGAUCUGGUGCAGUUCUUUGUCACGUUCUUCAGCUGCUUCCUGUCCCUGCUCCUUGUGGCCGCCGUGGUUUGGAAGAUCAAACAAAGCUGCUGGGCGUCACGGCGACGAGAGCAAUUGCUGCGGGAGAUGCAACAGAUGGCCAGCCGGCCUUUCGCCACCAUCAACGUCGCCUUGGAGACGGACGAGGAGCCGCCUGACCUGAUAGGAGGAAAUGUCAAGUCCGUCCCAAAACCCAUCGCCCUGGAGCCUUGCUUUGGCAACAAAGCAGCCGUGCUCUCCAUCUUUGUGCGGUUACCCAGGGGCACCGGCGGCAUCCCUCCUCCAGGACAGUCUGGUCUGGCAGUGGCCAGUGCGCUGGUGGACGUCUCUCAGCAGAUGUGUGUGGGCUACAAGGAGAAGUCUGGAGGUCUGAGGAACCGCAAACAGCAGCCCACCGCACAGCCAUCCACCUGUAUCUGACCACGCCCCCUGUCCUCCUCUACCGCCUCACCAUACAAUGCUCUCCCAUCAGCCCCCUCGCUUCGGCCCCCUCCUUCAGAGACUCCUGCCAGCUCCGCUAUGGCAGGGAGAGGUGCAUGCUGGGAUGCAGGACUGGAACAUUUUGGUGAGGGGCCGAGUCGUCCGGCGGACUGGAGCCUCAGCGGGCUCCCCCUCCCUCUCCUCCUAAGGGAACUGUGGGUCCCCACGAACUGAAUGACAGAAACUGGACACAAAGAGGGGGAGCAGUGGAGGGAGGGAGGGACAGAGCAGGUGCUGACUUCACCCCUUCCCCUCAAAAACAUUUUACAUUUGUCGACACCCGCCUCGUUAGAGUUGAGGCGGCCACGGCUUGCUGCUAGAAGAGAUCCUCGUCUCGUAGUUUUUGAAAAAUCCGAGACUUUGCAACCCUUUGUUUUCAUUUACUUAAGUUAUUGGGGUUUUUGUUUGUUUGUUUUGUUUGUAUUGUUUUAUUUUGAAGGCAGGAACAAACUGGACAUUUUCAGCUGUGCAUGCACACACAAAACACACACACACACUCACACACACACACACACACACACACACACACACACACUUCCAAAAAAACAACUUUCCAGGUCCUUGUACCCAUUUGUAGCCCAUUGUCGCCUGCUGUCAUGUUCACAGCUCAGCACUGAGGGCUACUGUCACUGGUGUCCUGUACAGUUUGGCCUCGGAGCAAGCUAACAGCAUGUUCAGUGAUCCACUGUAGGAGGCUGGCCGUGCAGCCAAAGCCCAUCUAAAGAGUCUGUGACAUUUCUAAUCGUCCUCUGUGUCUUCUAACGCUGUCUUCUCUGUGGCCUGUCCGUAGCUUUGCUCUCCAACCGUCUCCCUCAGUCUUUGUGGCCAUCUGGCUGCAGAGCCACCCACCUUCUCAGCCUCUUUGGCAGCGUGGCCGAGUACAAAACAAGACCACAGCGACAUCCCAUCCACGCUGGCUGGCUGGACAGUAAGCCAGCGCCGAUUGAAACUUUUCCAGCUAAUUACUCCUCCAGUUGCAAUGACAGCCAGUGGCUCUGCACACACAGGUGCACUCACAGGGCUGUUACACACACACACAGCAAAACAGUUGGUGGUGAGAGAACCCUCUAGUGUUUAACGAUUGUCCCUUUGGCAGUGCUGCACCUCGAGCUCAUGUGAAACAGGCUUCCUAUAGAUCGUCCGACUCUGAUUGACUGAAGUGAUUAGGCUGAUCUGUGUGAGGCGAGCCGGAGCAAAGGUUCAGCAUCCUCGGUGAUCGUUGCAUAAGAAAUCUAUAGGCUCUAAUUGCUGCUCCUGUGUACCCAAAUGCAACGCAUGUCCCGCCCCUAGGUGCCAGAUAUCCCAUUGCUCUCCCCCCUGCUGCUCGAUGGCAAUUGUUCCGUGUCCCAGAGCUAUCUCCGGCUCCCCAAUUAGCCCCCGCCGCAGUGAUGUUUGUCUUCACAUUGACGCAGCUACAGUGGAGCUUCUAAUGUCAACAUAUAAACCGUUCCGGACCGACAACUCAGAACACGAAGCACACAUGUAACGUUAGAAGAGUGAACAGCAUCAAUCCAAGUGACAGUGUCUUUUUUCCUCAUUUGAACCUUUGUUAAAUGGGACUUUUGAAUUGGCCACAUCUCUCGAGAGAAGUUGGGUAUUGAUUAAAAAAAAUAAAAAAAAAACAUUAGAAAGAAGAGUAUUCAUCGCUUUUUCUUAAAAUUGCCUUUUUGAAAUUAUCUUGUUGCCCGGUCUCUUGGGCUUACUCCGUUUUUGUGCUCCAUGCGUGAGGUUGCUCUCUUCUAUUUUUCCUUCCUUUUAUAUCUGCUCUACCUGCUCUUUUUCACAGUACUUAUCUGAAAUCACUGGUCCAUUUUUAAAGAAACAUUAUUUCUUUUUGUCAACUGGGGAAAAUGAGGGGGAAAAAACUGAAUGAAAAAACACAAGGCAAAAAGACAAAAGUAAGAAAGUCUGGCUGCUCGUUUGAAACAGAGUUUUUGCUUUGAAAUCACAAGUAAUUUUCUUUUUUUCAUGAUGUCAGAUCUGUCUCUUUGUCCUUUUUCCUUCAGCGCUGAGUAUGAGAGCAGGCUUAAAUUAUCCAUGAUGGUCAUCUUUGCACUAUAUAAGUUGCAUACUAUAACACCUGCCGGUCUUUGACUGAAGGCAGAAGCACACAUGGAUAUAGGAAAUAUAUUUCCUCCUGCCUCAUGAAGUUAUUAACUUCCCGCCCUCGUAGAGGUACAGUAAUAGAACAAUUUAAUAAGUCACAUUCUGCCCUAAAGAAUGCGUCGUAUUUAGUUCCAGGCUCUCACACGUGUUCAGCACACUAGAACUGCUCACCGUCUGGUUAAAGGGCACACUUUUAGCACUGGGAAAAGGUCAGAGCAGAAAGCAUGAACAAAGUUGACAUUCUGUAAUUAUAGAGAGCUGGAUGUGCUCACAACUCCACUCAGCGACCCCAGUGAGUGUUAAGGAGUCAGGUCUGUUCAUACAGGAAUAAAAGCACUUCUCUUUUACUCUUCAUUAUCAAUCUUUUUUUUCUGCUCUUUUUUUCCAAUAGAGCAACCUUUUGUAGCCAUCAUGGCAGAUUAAUGUUUGAAAGCUACGAGCUGUCGCUUCCGCAGAGAGCUGAUGAUAGAAAAUAAUCGUCAGUCAUCAGCUGAAUGUGAGAAAUCUGGUCAGUUUGUCCUCAUGAUUACAAAAAUAUUUUAUCAAACUCGGGCUGUCCUCCUCACUCUGCUUAUUCUCAGGUUUGCAGAAGUUUUUUUUUACUUGUCUCCACGACCAAUCUGUUUGGCGGGUAACCAACCAUUUGGAGGUGCUACUCAUUUCAAAAAAUCUUGCCGGAAUGGAACAUUUUGGGAUGUAUAAGUCUCUGUAGCCUGGGGAAGUCAACGUUAGCCUUCAGCCUGGGCAGAAUUGGUACUUCCACUGACUUUAGUCAAAUUUUAAUCCAGAGUCAAACUGUUUUUACAUAUUUUUUCCCUUUCUAUUUUAAUCGCUUGGGAAAUUGGCAGGGCUUGAUCUGUGGGAUGUUUCAAACAGCUUUAAAACACUACAAAUAUUUAUUUGGAGUAAAAUUGUGACCCUGACCUUAUGAAGACAAAAGAGAGAUGAGCAACUGAACCUGCAAAGUCAUCAAAUAGGUGAUGUGCUCCGAACACUGUAAUGCCUGAAGUGUACAUGUACUACAUCUCUGUCCUAUGCACCAUCAGCAGCCCUCCCACUUCAACAUGAGCAGCUCUGAGAUCAGCCAACAUCUCAUAUAUUUGAUUUUCGUUAGGAGAAAUAUUUAAUCCCACAACUCUCUCUCUCCUUUUAAAAAAAUAAACCUUUAAAAAAACUUUUUAUGCACAGUUAACAAAUAUUCAGUGGUAAAAUUUAUAACCGCUGUCAUCUUCUGUUGCAAGUUUGAUUUAAUUUCACACAAAGCAGAGAUCUCUUUCUGCAAAGAAACUCUUCUAUGGCUGAUUCAAAUGUACUGUAGUAAUAAUUUCACAAAGAAUGACGAUUGUGUUUUUUUGUAAAUGUAUGUAAAAUGAAAUACUGUCUGUGCAGCCACGGUAAAUCUGUAAACUGGAGCUCACUGGGGGCCGUUUGUGCGUCCCAGCAGCCUGUUGUCAUCAGUCCCUCUCUGGCCCCGGGUGACGGGCCGGCUCAGUGUUUAAUACAGACAGCACAGUCACUGAGAGGUCACGGGUUCGGACCGUGUAAGAGCUGGUUUGUCUCAUAGAAGAUGUGUUGAGAAAGAUGUAAGGAGCGCGGGCUGCCCAGAGCGUCACAAACCAUCUUUUUCUGCUUGAUGGUUCAGACAAGCAGGUCCUGGGUCUGAUAGUGUCCACAAAUCCAUCUUGACCUCUAUGCUUUGAUCCAUUCAACACUAUUUCAUUUAGUGGUCCCUGUGUGGCCAUCCUCACCCGUUUCACAUUGCAGCACUGGCAAAGUGAUGAAAAACAAACUCUGUUAUGUGUAAAUACUAUUUGACCCAAAUCUGCUGUCUCACAUUGGGUUCCUACACAGGUCUGCAAAGUCUCAAAGCUUCUAAAGUGAUUAGAAAUAUGUAGGGGGGGAAAGUUGCAGUUUCAACAGUUAUUCAAGACUUUUCACCCCAGGUCCUCCCACACAGGCGUUUUCAUCUAUUUUUGGCUGAUUAGACAUCUUUUCAGGUGUGUGGGCGUCGACGGACGGUGCUCGAUUGACAUCUCACUCAGUGUCCUUUUAGUUUUGUUCUACCUGUGAAUUACACCCCUAUGAUAGGGCAGGACAAUAUGACUUAAAAUGGUAAUGACGACAAGCUGUCAUAUUAACCUUGAUGAUGAUGAAUAUAAUGUCCUGUCUGAUAGGAGCCACAGACGAACGUUUCCUCCCUCAAGUCCUGAUUUUGCUAAAUUGACGGCUCAUCUUGUGUCAUUGCGCUGGUGACUAGAUCUCUGUGACUAGGACUUUGGAGUUGAGUUUUACUGUUCAUAGUUUCAGAUAUCAAACUUAUUUUUCGGCAUAUCCCCGUUGUGUUAAGUGCUACUUAUUGAAAUGCGGUUUAUGGAUUCUUGAGCUCUAACAAACAUGUUGGAUCCAAGUUUUUUAACUUUUAUUCUACACAUCCAUGUUCAGUCUUGUUCUUUGUUUGCUUUGCUGGCUCUUUGCUGCGUUUCAUCCUGAGCUAUUCAAAUCAAAAUCCCAUUAUGUACAAUAUAUAUGAGUGCAAUAUCCAAAUUGCCGGAGGCACAUUAUUUGUUAAAGGCAAAACAUGUCAAAAUACCAUUCUGCAUUAUGGUGCUGUGUAGAUGUCUCAGCCUACAAAUCAUAUUGUACAGACUUGAGAAAAUUUUUGUUUGGUGCAGAUCCUUGCAAAAGUUCAGUACUGUGGAUCAUCAUCCAUCAAUACUACAUAAUUACUGCAUGGAAUACUGAGUGUGAAGGCAUUGGCAGAAAUGUAUAUUAACCCAUUCAUGAUCAUUGAUUCAUAGUGGUCAAAAACUCCAAGUGGCACCUUAAGUUCCUGAGAAUGCAAAUACUCAGUUUGUGAAGCACCGUAUGAAAUGCAGCACUUUGGUCACUAAGUUUUAAUAGUUUGUCAGUCCUGUUCUGCAACAGAAGUUGAUCUAAACAACAAGAUGCUGUUUUGAUCAAUUUUAAACAUUGCAGGGUGUGAUAGUAGAAGCACAGACAGCCACAGUGAGCUGUUGGUGGAGGAGCUGCAUGCUACAGCCUCUUACUGUGGUGUCUGCAAAUUAGCUGACCUCUAACACGGGAUCAAUGGCUUUUAUUCUGCUAAGCUGUGUUGCGGAGAAACACGGUACCAGCGAGGUUUUGAACGCUCUUGGUUGCUCACGGUUCAGCUCACUUCUGAACAUCAGAAACUGGUAUAACUGGAAAGUCCUGUGUGGGUGUGGCUGGUGUUAAGAAAUCCAUAAUUAGUACGUUAAAAUGCACCUUUUCCCCCUGCAAGAGAGAGGCAUGUCCCUGCCUUCCUAACUGAGACCCCAUAGAUGUGACAAAUCAAAACUUAAGAGCACAAUACAAACCAUCCUGUCCAAAGAAAGCCGGGCUCACUAAGGUUUUUCUUUGAUUUUCUCCCUUUGUUCUUACACACCAAAGCCCAGCCCUGUUGCUUAGCUGUGUGCACUGUACUGACGAUGCAUUACAGGAUUCCUGGGUCCUAAAGUUCAGAUUUUCCACAUGAUUACCUCUCCUUGCCAUUUGGAGCUGCCCGGGUGUGAAGUGGCCCCGAGCUACUCAAAGCAUCUUCGAGGAAGUGUUGAAGUUUGCAAAUGUGUAGGAACCCUGUACACUGUCUGCCAUCGAGCCACCCAACCCAUAAAAUACCUGUUAUAUUUGUUUGGAUUAAAAGAGAAGAGCCACUCCCUCUAUCUCGCCCCGCUUUCCAAGCCUCAAACUUUAUCGGGUAACACUUUAUCUUUACAGUGGCCUUAUUUCAGACUAUUAAUCUCUGCAUUAACUGAUAGACAUGUACAGCAAAUACAUAUUUAUUAUAAAGUGUGAUUACUUACUGAAAAGCUUCCUAAUAUUCACAAUACAAGUAGAGUUUUUUUUUCUCAAACACUGGCAGCAUUAAUAUGUAUUUAAAAUGCUUUAAUACACAGGUUAAAGCGACGGAAUAAGGUCAUUGUAAAAUCAGGCAUUACCCUCUUUCUUUCUUUCUUUCUUUCUCUCUUUCUGUAUAGUGGCAUUAUAUAUACUGAGGAAGUAGUUUGUUAAUAUGUAUAAUUUAGCAGUUGCUGUUUUUUUGUAAAUAAUGAGAAAGUAUUGUGAAUGACAUUUGUUGAAUGGUUUUAAAAAAUCAUUUAUUGCAAACCUCUCCAGGCUUUUAUAAAUGUGACUGCAGUACAUAGCAUAUUUUGUAUGUAAGACAGCAGUGUAAAGAUGAACAAGCAUUACUAGAAGCUGAUGAAACUACAUGUAAAACUUGAGGAUAAUAGCAUACUGAACUUGUAAUUACUGAUGUACAUAAAAGAAUGACAGAACAUUUUUGUCUAUUAUUAAAUGUGAAAAUCCAUCAA